UCGCACUCAACGUACAAUACAUGCACACACAAAUGAAAGACGAAAUUGAUUCAUGAACGAAGAUAUCGGAAGAAAGAAAGAAAAGUAGAUCUAGAGACAAGACUCAUGCCAGGUACUCCUCGGGGUGGUUUAAUAUGUAUGGACUUCUCUAAUCUUCCUAGCGCCUAGAAUAAAUCAUGGAUCGUACUUAACUAACAGUAACAAGCACAGAUGACGACGAUAUAAUCGAGGUGAUCAUGACUUGACCAGAGGACACAAUUCCAAAUUCUUCUAUCAAGACGGCUUACAACACCAGAUUGCUAUCUCAGUCAACCAGGAGAUCUGAACAUUCAGACCCUACAUUAGAAAGAGACUUAUACGGCAGUCUUUUGUAGGCUGAAGGGUGAUUAAUUCAUCAUUUGGAAGUCUCACUGUGUGAGAAACUGACCAGUGUGCAGAAACAAGGAACAUCAGGAUGACCAACGGUGGGUCAUCAUCCGUGGUCUGGGAAGCACUGGGGUGUCUGGCAGGUAUCGACUGGACCGCUCUCUUCUUUUGGUGUCUUAUCACUUUCUCUCUCUGCCUUGUCUCCAUUCUUCUCAUCAGUAUAUUUCUGCCUGUCACAAUAAAGGAAGAUGAAGGACUAACUACAGAUGAACCCGGGCAGCCACCUCAGGGACUAGAAGUCUUCCAACAACUCUUCUCCCAAAAGCUCCUGCCGAUAGAUUCCAGCACAGGUUGGCAGCUUAUAGGUGUCCAUCAUGAGCUCAGAUCUUGGGAGAAGAAGGUGGAGCUUGCAGGGAGCCUCUACAGUCUCCAUGGAUCUAGUGCUGUUGUAUCAUCUAAUGCAAAGGGUAUCUUGGAGACACUGAAAGACAUCACCAAGACCCAGGAAUGGGACCAUGAAGUAACAGAAUGCAACUACAUCACCUUCCCUACCACCACCGAUGCCUCAGACCAUCCCCUGAUGGUAGAUGUAGUCAAUUUGAUUCUAGCUGCUAAACAGAAAACACUCCCACAAGAUUUCCUGGACAGGCUUGUUGCUUUUCUUGCCAUGCCCUACACCAUGCUGUCCAAUGGAUCUGGGUAUAUCACUACCAGGAAUGACCCCAAACCAGCUGUAGUUGCUAGGUCUUGGAAGAUGGAAGGAGAUGCAGCAGGUUGGAUGUUCAGUCGGACCGUGUUCAAGGGCAAAGGCCACACAUUAGAUGAACUAUGGACGUACACUCUAGUACAACCAGCUACAGAAGAUGCCAACAAGAGCCUGAUGCAUCAUAUCACAUGCUCCGUGCUAUCUAAUAAAGACUCUUCACACUGUGAGAAACCAGCAUUAAGACUCGCUGCUCUCAAACAGUACUUUGAGCUGAAGCACCUUAAACUUAGCCCACUCUGCCAUUCCAGCCUUAAGCAUCUCACAAGCCACACCUUGCGAUCCAAAGCCUACACCAAUGGCACCUCGGACAAAUACUCUUCUUUGAGGAAAUCUCUUCCUGAUGAUGUCAUGCCUAUAUACAAUGGAUUGGAUGCCGAAGGCAAGUCGGACAGUCGAUUGACGGAGAGACUGGCCAUGAGUUGGCCAAGCGAUACACGCAAGCCUAGGGCAUCCAGUCUCAGUAUGUGGCAGGAUAACUCUUCCAGCGAUGAUGCAGGGUUUUAUAGUGAGAGGCAGCACAGGAGUCGUAGGCAGAGAGUCAAGAAGACAAUGAGUGCUGAUGUAACAGCAGGGGAAGGAGGGGGAAAGAAGGAUUCUUUGGAGAGAAAGACAGGGUCAUUGGAUAGAACCACUAGUGAGAAGGGAUUAGGAGGCCUAGAGGACAGUGGGGUUGUAGAUAAUAUGGCAGAGUACCAGUCAUUAGCUCAUCAAGGAGCACAGCUGGUAUUGGAGGAGAGUAUUAGAGCAGCUGGUAUCAAUGUGAAUGUUUCUGAAAAUGAUCAGAUGCAACAGACAGGGGGAUGGUCCUUUCACUGCCUUGAGAAGGAUGUGGUGAUAUUGAAGAAACCAAAGAAUGGAAAGUAUUACAGUUACCUUGGAAAGGGGAUCAUCAAAGCAUCUCCUGCCACCGUCUUCAAAGCCAUUAAAAAUCCGCGGACAAGGUUCACUUAUGAUACAAUGUUAAAGAAAAUGAACAUUGUGAAAACCUUCUCAGAAGACUUGUGUGUCUAUCACAUGGUCCAUGAAGUGCCUCAACUCUUGAAGAAAGAGUCUAGAGAUUUCUGUGUGCUACAAGUUUGUAAAGCAGUGGGUGAGCGUCACAUCGUGGCCUGCCGAUCCAUCGAGUGGAAAGACUGUCCAGAGGAAGGGUCAUUGGUCAGAGCUCAUAUGCUACCUAGUGGAUGGGUCAUUGAACCUGUAGGAAACCAGUACUCCAUGGUCACCUACAUUACUCAAGUUGCCUUGUGUGGUAAAGAUGUGCCAGCAGCCUUCAGUCAGUUCCUAUCAGUGAGAGUGCCGCUCAGCAUCGCUUAUCUUCGUCUCUUCAUGGAGGCACAGCUGCCUUGAACACUCUGUUAUGCCUCUAUCCUCACUCCUCCUCAUUCCUUCCAACAUGGUCAUUUCACCACUAUCUUCAGAGGUACCAUCCUACAAGGGUAGGAAGGGGAUACCGGUCGGACUAUUGGGGUAUCUCCUACCUUCCCUGUACAGUUAAUGUAUACAAUGACAUUUUCAUGUACAGGAAUUUUGCAGAUGAUAGGGAACAGACAUUUGUUGAAGUGUUGUUUUUACGUUAAUUUACACAGGCUACUUAUGAUACAUGCUUGCAAAUGAAUUGCCAGCUAAUUUUCGAGUGUGUUCUAAACUUUUGCAAAAAAUGAAGGCUUUUACAGAAAUCCAUCAUGUUUUGUAGUACUGUUAUGUAAAUAUUUUAUCAGACAACAUGGCUGAAAAAAUGUUUGUUUAUCUUUGAAAAUUAUCUCUUGAAAAAGUAAAAGAGCAGUUUUUCCCAAAGCAAGGAUUAAUUGAGGUUGAAUUAUUAUGACAAACUCAUUAUUUGCCUUAUUAAAGCUCACUUUCUUUAAAAUUUUGACAAUAAUUUGGCCCGGAAAGGGCUGAUGAUGUUAUUUAGUCAACUGAAACUCUCUGUAAUUACAUUCGAUAUUUAAAUCACAUAUUUCCUAGAAACAUGCCCUUUAGAAGAUAUACACAGGGUCAUUAAGUAUAAUUGGAAUUUUGCAGGAUAUCCCCUGUUCUUCAGUGGAAAGUAUGUUCAGCAUGUGGAAAGUAAAUAGGAAAAAGAGAAAGGACAGCAGAAGACUGAAGAGUAUAUCCUUCCUGCCUCAAAUAGUUGGUUGAGACUCAAUUAUCAAACAUCGGGCAGUUGUUGGAAAAGGCUUGUCUUAGUAGUCUGCUCAACUAUCAUCUGAUACAUUCAGGGAAACCUUUUCUCACUCUUUGUUUCUAUGUAAUACAAACAUUUCCUUGUAAUAUGAAACUAGAUACUUCUACAUUUCACCUUCAACAUUUCAAAUGCUCUAGACAAUAGAAUUUUUGUAAUUUUUGUAUUUGAAAUGUAAAAUGGAAUUCAAAUGUUCUCCAUUAGUUGCCCAUAUGUGGUAGUUUUCUGAGAGAUUUGAUAAAACAUUUUCCAAAGAGAGGUUUUUACCUUUAUGUAUGACUUUGAACUCUUAAUGUGCUCAGUCAGCAAUUUGUGUAAAAGUGGAAAGAAAAAAAUGACUCUUUCAUAGAUCAAUUAAAUUGUGUAGAUUACAAUACAUGUUCCACUUUAUACUAUGAAUUGAGACUGGUGCUAUUAACCAUUAUAGCAAACCAGAAACUUCACUAAUAUUUCUUGUGAGCUGAACAUCUAUUUUGUUUACAUUUUGAAACCUUGCAACGGGAAUUGCUGAAAAUAUGAAUAACACUUAACAAUCUAUUUAAUGCAUUUUUGAAAGGUUAUACACAAUGAACACUUUUAUACAUUUGAUGUGAUGCAUUUGUUUCAAGUGUUGUGAUAUAAAUGAUUUUCAUGAGUGCUCUUUUUAUAGAAAAAUUCCAAAUGGUUUUUAUUAUUUGUUCAUACUAUUUGAUAGUUGGUUUAGUAAUAAUUUCCACUUUAUGCUUUACUCAUUGAUGGUAUAUUAUACCAGUUAUUGUUUGUUUUUUAUUUUUUUAAAUGCUGUUCGGGAGGCUAAUAUAUUUUUGCUAUUAUACAGUAUGUGAGUGUAUUCUGUAUAUAGAUAUGAAGUGGACAAUUGAUUGAACUGAGCACAUAUCUCCUUACUGAAAUAGAAAUUUGUACAUUAUGUUGUGUAUAAGCUGAAACAAAAGUCUGUGUAUUGUGAGUAAGAUAUGUUGUUAUUUGUUCUGUUACUGAGGCUGCUAUUUUUGGAAAUAGGUCGAUGCGUUUAUACAUUACUAUUCUUUCAAUAAUUAUUGUAAUUUUUGCUUUAGUCAGCAAAUAAAGUAGAUGAGACUAUGAUAUUGAGUUGCAUCUGACAUCUUCCCCACCAAAAUCAAAUGAAUAUAAUACAGCUCAGUUGAUUUACUUGAUUACUUUUUACAUAUUCAUUGUUAAUUAUAGGACUUUAUCUUUAUUUGUGUGCAUACAGUCAUUGUUACACCAAAGCUUAUUGUGACAUGGGCAUUACUACGCAAAGCAUACUAUCUAUGAAAUCUAACAGUUUGGUGGGAAUUUUCUUCUUUCUUUGUUUUGUUGUUAUUUUGGUAUUACAUUUAAUUGACAUAUUAGUGGGGAAAUUAUUUAAUUAUCAUAACUUUGGUGCAUUUUUGUAAGGAAAACUCAUGGAAAAUUGGGUUUGUUGACACUUAACUAUCUAAUAUGACAAAUGUCAAGCAUAUACUUCUUGGGAAAGGAGAUAUAAUGUGAACAGUUUAUGUACGCACAGAUGAGUUGAUUUCUUAGACAAAGUCAAUUCUUGUUCCCUUUAGGAUCUCACAGUAUGAUUCAAAAUGUUGCCAAAAUGUGGACAUGUUGGAUAUUCCAAAGAAACUUCUUUAUUUAUUUUUACCGUUUACAAAUGCACACAUGAAUGAUUGAGUUCUGUUAUCGUUGAUGAGUUAUUUUUCUGCAUUUACACAAUGUAUUAUCUAUAUAUUUAUGCAUUUUUAAAGAGCAAAUGACUGCAUUCUACUAUUUUGUAUUUUGUAUUUUGUUUUUGAUAAUGUUGCUUAUGUUACUUUUAUAUUGUUUGUAUUACAUUUUUUUCUUACAUUUACAUUCAAUGAAUUUGAUAUCUAUGCAUGUCUAGCACAUCAAGACUCACUUUUGCCAUUGUGUGUGCACAUUUUUUAUCACCUGUGAGGUAAUAUUAUUUUUAUUAUUUGAGUCAGGAAGAACGAGAUGGAAGGUUUCUUUGUUCUGUUUUGACACAACUUUGUUGUACAUAUAGAAUUCUGAAACAUGCAAUAAGUGUAAUAAUUCAUGAUUUAUUUUCUGCUGCUGUACAUUGUAUUUAAGAUUUUACGCUGAAAUAGCAACACUUACUUGGCACACUCAACGCCCCCUUUUGCCAUGUUUAUCCCCCUGUUUUUGCUUUGGAAAAUGUCCAUGAGUAUAUUUUGUCUUUGAACGAUAUUUGAAAGGUGCUCUACCAAUAUUUUUUGAGAAAAGAUACAUUUGCUAAUCUUUUAAAAAUUAUAGUCUAGAUUAGGACAGAUAAUAAUGGGAAAUGUGAGGUAAAAAUUAAUAGGAAAAGAUACAGAAGAAACAUGAUUUUUGUUUUCAUCUGUAAUUUUGAUAUGGUUCUCAAUUUAAAAAAAAAAAAACAUUUAUAUUAAUUCAUUUAGAUAUAUUUAGGUAUUUAUGAUAGUCAAUGCCUGUUUGCCAAUAUAAUUUAUUAACCCAACACAAAUAUAUAUUAAAACUUAUCCUAAAAUAUGAAUAAUCAUUUAAUAAUGUCCUACAGGGGAACAUAACUCACUGUAUAAUGCUAAUUGAGCAACAAUUUUAAUUGUGAUGCUGUUAACCUUCAGGUUAUCAUUUCAUUUGGUCUUUUAAGACAAGUAGGAAUUUCCAUUUGAUGUAUUUUGCCUUGGUUUCUUUGGGAACAUUUUUGUGUGUUUGAAUUUAACAAUUUGGAAAAGUUUUUUGCAGUACUACAGUGCAAUAAACUUAAAACUUGUUGCAUACUAAA
Strongylocentrotus purpuratus (purple sea urchin) is the source of this 6072-nucleotide messenger RNA. RefSeq lists its product as uncharacterized. Lineage: Eukaryota; Metazoa; Echinodermata; Echinoidea; Camarodonta; Strongylocentrotidae. Gene Ontology annotation, molecular function: lipid binding. The transcript has 14 exons. The record is from RefSeq and is a predicted model, not a curated record. Bases 455 to 2479 code for a protein of 674 amino acids.